Microplitis mediator is the source of this 1763-nucleotide messenger RNA. RefSeq lists its product as uncharacterized. Lineage: Eukaryota; Metazoa; Arthropoda; Insecta; Hymenoptera; Braconidae. The transcript has 7 exons. The record is from RefSeq and is a predicted model, not a curated record. The coding region runs from base 446 to 1600 and encodes 384 amino acids. Gene Ontology annotation, cellular component: plasma membrane. Gene Ontology annotation, biological process: G protein-coupled receptor signaling pathway. Gene Ontology annotation, molecular function: G protein-coupled receptor activity.
CGACCUAACAUUAUAUAAUAAAAUAUAACUAUCGUUAAGAUGUGACUUGAGAUGGUUGUCAAGAAACGACUGCGCAUCAAUCUUUCAUUCAUAAAGAAAAAUGUAUUGUUUGUGUAUAUACAUGUACAUCAUCAGCAAUAAAAUUGUAUUAGCCAAGAAUAAUUCUGUGUUAUGAUAAUUUAACGCAGGUGUUUUGCAAGUUUCGCUUGUAGUUAGGAUAAACAACUAGUUAGUAACUGUUUAUUACUAAGUGUAUUAUUUAUAUUUUAGACUUAUAUUUAAAUAGUUAAUCAAUCAUUAAUAAUUGUAAUUAUAGUGUUUAGUAAAAUUGUCAAUUUUUUUUUUCUUAUAAAUGCUAUAUUAUUUAUUGCAAAUUAUUGUAAAAAAACAAGAAAUUAGUACUAUCAGUUUGUAAGUAAAAAAUAAUAAAUUUUUUUUAAUACUCAUGGAAGGAGAUGAUGGGCUAACAAAUGAAACAUUAUUUCGAGAAGAGUGUUCGAUACCAUUGGAAGUAUUGGAUUUCAUUCAAAACUUUAAUCAAUCUGAUUUAGAAUUAAUUUGGCCUUGUCAAGUAAGAUACUAUUGGUUAAAUUUACAAUCAUUCGUUAAAGUUGUUCGUAUUUUAUUAGCUUAUGUUACACCUUUUGUUAUAGUCCUUGGAGUCAUACUGAAUAUCAUAUCAUUUGGUAUGUUAAGUAAGUCGGUUAGCGACUCAGGAUUAUCAUUAUAUCUUCGAGCACUUGCGAUAUCAGACAACGGAGCGUUAAUAUUUGAUUAUGGUGUAGGAGUUGCAAGAUCAAAUUUUUCAGCUUUCAAUACCUUAUUUAUGAAUAGUAAAUUUUUGUGUUGCAUGAAUUCUGUGUGUAUGGAAUUUUUUCAAAUAACAUCAACUUGGCUUGUAGUGUCGUUAACAUGGGCUCGUGUUGCGGCAAUUAUUUUUCCUCUUCAAACACUUAAUAAAAAUCAUGAUCGCUCUGCAGUUAUUGUUAUUAUUACCUUAACAUGCAUUAGUCUUGCUGUUUCUCUUACCAAAUUAUACUGUGGAGGAUACGAAUCUGACAGCGUAUUUGAAUAUGUAACUUGUCAAAAAAUAGUAAUCCCAUGGGGAAUCCCAAUGUAUUUUUAUAUAGCUUUUUGUACAUGGCUUCCUUUACUUUUCGUUUUUAUUGGGAAUGUAUUACUCAUAUUUCAUAUGAGAAAGUCUGAAGCUAUUCACACACAAUUAACCGGAACAGUUCGGAAUAAAUUGAAUUUUAUUAAUCGAACAAGUGGAACUCUAUUGGCAGUAUCAAUUGUUCAUUUAAUUUUAUUAUUACCUAUUGGAUUUGUUGAAACUUUAGAACUAUAUUGGGAUGUUAUACUAAAAAAACAUCCCUCAAAAGAUAUUGGAGAAAAUCAACAACAAUACAUUAGUUGGCUUCAAGAAAAGAUGUUAUUAAAAUGGUGCCGAGGAUUAUUUUUUCAUAUUUAUCAUUGGAAUUUUGCUAUUAAUUUUUUUCUUUAUUAUUUAACAGGAAAAAAAUUCAGAGAUCGUGUAAUUAAUGCUUUAAAAAAUUGCACUAAAUUUUCGUUUAACAAGCAUAAUUCAGUAGAAAGAUGAUGACUAUCUUACAAAAUACAUUAUUUUUUUCAUUACAUAUUGUAUUAUAAUUAUUUAAUUUCAUGUAUAAAUCUAUGCAAAUUAAAAAAAAAUUAGAUUUUUAAUAUCAAAAGAACGUAUACGCCGUUAUAACUUUAGCACACAGAAAAAAAGAAAAUCGUGA